AUGAAUAACACUGCCAGGGCUUACCCAUCUCAUCUUGCAAGUUACGAGGAUGUGGUGGCUAAUAAGGAUCUCUUCAUGAGUACGUUGAAGAAGUUACACUCUGAAAUGGGUACAAAAUUUUGGAUUCCGAAAGUAAGAUUUAGGGAUUUGGACUUGCAUAAGCUUUUUGUUGAGGUAACUUCUCGUGGUGGAAUCGAACAGAUAGUUAGAGAAGAGAAAUGGCAGGUUGUAUUUGAUACGUUUAACUUUCCCAAAUCACAACGAAACCCGAUUUUUACCAAGCACGUGCGCAGACACUACUACUCGCUACUUCAUGAUUACGAGAUCGUCUAUUUCUUCAAAGCUCGUGGCCAGUUUCCUCCAUUGAUUGGACUCGUCUAUGGAAGAAUUAGAAAUGGUUAUCUUGUUACUUUCACAAUGGGAUCAUGGAAGCUGGAAGGAGUUCUGUAUGAGUCGACAGAGAAGAGAGUUACUCAAGAUACAGAGAGACGGAGUUAUGAUGUUUUCCCCAAUACUUUGACUGAUAAAGCCAAUCCUCAAGAGCUUUUCAAAACAGGAAUCAGUCAGUGGAAUAAGAUCAACAAAAAACAGGAAAAAGAGGUCAUCGUUGAUGCUGUGACACUGCAACAAUGGCCUCCAAAGAAGAAUACUGAAGCUGAUGCUCCAAUUGAAGAUUCUGAGGAAGGCUCCUCAAGUGGUAGCUGCUCAGAAAAAGACGAGGACUACUAUUCUGACUCCGAAUUGGAAAAACGAUCUCCUUGGGAUGAGACAACGGUUAGAGACAUGAUAGAGUUUCAGAGAGGUUACUUUCAGCACAAGACAUCCCUAUAG
Molecule: messenger RNA, 831 nt
Organism: Eutrema salsugineum
Lineage: Eukaryota; Viridiplantae; Streptophyta; Magnoliopsida; Brassicales; Brassicaceae
Product: high mobility group B protein 15
Exons: 6
Coding region: 1-831 (276 amino acids)
Molecular function (GO): DNA binding
Source: RefSeq, a predicted model, not a curated record